Messenger RNA from Centropristis striata (black sea bass), 7064 nucleotides. It is a transcript of the gene nrxn3a, whose product is annotated as neurexin 3a. NCBI's taxonomy places the organism in Eukaryota, Metazoa, Chordata, Actinopteri, Perciformes, Serranidae. The transcript is spliced from 23 exons. The record is from RefSeq and is a predicted model, not a curated record. Bases 708 to 5090 code for a protein of 1460 amino acids.
UGUGGCACCGUGGUCGACGCACCUGUGAGGAACGAUAAAUCCAGCCCGGUACCGCCUGGUGUUCACCGCCCCGGCGCACCGCACCAGCACCAUCAGCAGCGGAGACAGUGCUGCUUUUAACACGAUCCUGGAUGUUAAUAAUAACGGCUCUGUGGAGUUUACAGCUGGAUUUUAGCAGUUGGAUACUCUUGUCGAUGUGUUUAACUAAGUGAUGGAACUAAGAGAGACCAGUGGAUCCCUCAUCAGCUCUAUUUCCCAGUGGUCAACAUGAAGGAGGAAAUUCUACCCGCACUGAUAGUCAGAGAAGUCUAUUCCAUCAGACCUUGCACCAUGAGUCUUGAUAACAUCUGUACUGAAGUGUAAAAAAACACUUCAAAACUUUUCCUACUCCCCCCUUCUCUCCCUGCCCUCCUGUCUUCAAGCCUCAGGAGGGAAAAAAACAACAACUCCCCCAUACAACCACUGCCCUGCAACUACCGGACAAUUUACUGACCCGAAGACUGUUAACCACAAUGACUGUUCUCCUGCUACUGCCCCUUUCCCUUUAAAAACAUAUUUCUAUCAGAAAUAUUUAUCAGAAUAUAUCUCUGCACAUGUGUAGUGUAUAAAGUUUGUAUUAAACUGUGGAUCCCUGGAAUUCAGCCCGACCCUCCAAGGAUUCAAUCUGAUUGAUUCGCCUCACUUGGAUUAAUAUAUUCUUUGCAACUAUGGGUCUUGUAGGUAUUUCUAUGUGGCUGCAAGUGUUCCUCAGCACCUGUCGGGGACUGGAAUUUUUAGGCACACCAGGUCAGUGGGCACGCUACCUCCGCUGGGACGCCAGCACCCGCGGUGACCUCAGCUUUCAGUUCAAGACGGAGGCCUCGGAGGCGCUCCUGCUGUACUUUGACGAUGGAGGCUACUGUGACUUUUUGCAGCUGUCAGUGGUCGAGGGCCGACUGCAGCUAAGUUUCAGCAUCGACUGUGCCGAGACCACGGUCGUAUCAGACAGACGGGUGGAUGACGGCAGCUGGCACUUUGCCACUCUGAGCAGGUAUAACCUGCGCACAGUGCUCGUACUGGACGGCCAGGCCAAAGCAGACGAGGUGCGGCCUCAGCGUUUGUUCAUGAAAAUAGUCAGUGAUCUGUUCCUGGGCGGAGUGCCUCAGGAUAUCCGCAACGGUGCACUCACACUGCCUACGGUGCGAAACAUGCAGCCCUUCAGGGGAACAAUUACAGACCUCAAAUAUGGCACUUCACAGCCCCAGUUUCUGGGAAGCCUUAAGGUGCCCCUCGAAUCAGAAGGUUGGUGCACGGUGAACCCGUGUGAGAAUGGCGGAACAUGCACAGUAGUGGAUGGAGAGCUGGUCUGUGACUGCUCCAAAACCGAAUACAAGGGCCGCUUCUGCAAUGAAGAGGUCAACAACAAUAUGCCAGCGAGGGAAGAGAACGUGGCUACCUUCCGUGGCUCGGAGUACUUCUGCUACGAUCUCUCCCAGAACCCCAUCCAGAGCAGCAGUGAUGAGAUCACGCUGUCCUUCAAGACGUGGCAGCGCAACGGCCUUAUCCUUCACACCGGCAAAUCAGCUGACUAUGUCAACCUGGCGCUGAAGGACGGCGCUGUCUCCCUCGUUAUCAACCUGGGCUCCGGAGCCUUCGAGGCCAUCGUUGAACCAGUCAAUGGAAAGUUUAAUGACAACACGUGGCACGAUGUCAAAGUGACCCGCAACCUUCGGCAGGUGACAAUAUCAGUGGACGGGAUUCUGACCACCACGGGUUACACCCAGGAGGACUACACCAUGUUAGGCUCAGAUGACUUCUUCUAUGUGGGUGGAAGCCCGAGCACAGCUGACCUGCCUGGAUCUCCAGUCAGCAACAACUUCAUGGGCUGUCUCAAGGAGGUGGUGUAUAAGAAUAAUGACAUCCGCCUCGAGUUGUCCCGUCUGGCUCGCAUUGUGGACCCGAAGAUGAAGAUCCAGGGUGACGUGUCCUACAAGUGUGAGAAUGUCGCCACUCUGGACCCCAUUUCUUUCGAGACUCCAGAGGCCUACAUCAGCCUCCCAAAGUGGAACACCAAACGGAUGGGAUCCAUUUCUUUCGAUUUCCGCACAACCGAGCCCAACGGCCUCAUCCUCUUCACCCACGGCAAACCUCAGGAGCGCAAAGACGCUGCCCGCAGCCAGAAGAACACCAAGGUGGAUUUCUUUGCAGUAGAGCUACUGGAUGGCAGUCUGUACCUUCUAUUGGACAUGGGCUCAGGGACUAUCAAGGUGAAGGCCACCCAGACGAAGGUCAAUGAUGGCGCCUGGUAUCAUGUGGACAUCCAGAGAGAUGGACGCUCAGGAACCAUCUCUGUAAACAGCAGACGGACUCCAUUCACAGCCAGUGGUGAGAGCGAGAUUCUGGACUUGGAGGGCGACAUGUACUUGGGGGGGCUUCCCAAUGACCGCACCAACCUCAUCCUGCCCACCGAGCUAUGGACGGCAAUGCUCAACUACGGCUAUGUGGGCUGUAUCCGUGAUCUUUUCAUUGAUGGUCGAAGCAAAGAUAUCCGUCAGAUUGCUGAGGCACAAAAUGGCGCUGGCAUCAAACCGUCAUGCAACAAGCAACCAGGCAAGCAGUGUGAGAGCUACCCGUGCAAGAACCGAGGUGUCUGCAAAGAAGGCUGGAAUCGAUUCAUCUGUGAUUGCACCGGCACUGGCUACUGGUCACGCACCUGUGAGAGAGAGGCGUCCAUCCUUUCCUAUGAUGGCAGCAUGUACAUGAAGGUGGUGAUGCCAAACAUCAUGCACACUGAAGCUGAGGAUGUCUCCCUUCGUUUCCGCUCCCAGCGGGCCUAUGGCCUUCUCAUGGCCACCACCUCCCGAGACUCAGCCGACACGCUCAGGCUGGAGUUGGACGGGGGUCGCGUUAAACUCACUGUCAACCUAGACUGUAUCAGGAUAAACUGUAACUCCAGCAAGGGACCAGAGACCCUGUAUGCCGGGCAAAAGCUCAAUGAUAAUGAAUGGCAUACAGUGCGAGUGGUGCGCCGUGGCAAAACCUACAAGCUAACUGUUGACGAUGAUGUAGCAGAAGGCCAAAUGGUGGGCGACCACACUCGCCUGGAGUUCCAUAACAUCGAAACAGGCAUCAUGACAGAACGUCGAUUUGUUUCCAGCAUACCCUCCAGCUUCAUUGGUCAUCUGCAGAGCCUUAGAUUUAACGGCAUGCUCUACAUCGACCUGUGCAAGAAUGGUGACAUUGAUUAUUGCGAGCUCAAUGCCCGCUUUGGGAUUCGUUCUAUUAUCGCCGACCCUGUCACCUUCAAAUCCAAGAGCAGCUAUCUGAGCCUGGCCACCCUGCAGGCCUACGCAUCCAUGCACCUCUUCUUCCAGUUCAAGACCACCUCACCAGACGGCUUCAUAAUCUUCAACUCUGGAGAUGGCAAUGAUUUUAUUGCUGUAGAACUGGUUAAAGGAUACAUCCAUUAUGUUUUUGAUCUUGGAAAUGGGCCCAACCUCAUCAAGGGCAAAAGUGACAGGGCACUGAAUGACAACCAGUGGCACAAUGUGGCCAUCACCCGGGACAACAGCAACACCCACACACUGAAAGUAGACGCUACAGCCACUAGUCAGAGUAUCAAUGGGGCCAAGAACCUGGACCUGAAAGGUGAUCUGUUCAUCGCAGGACUGGGUCCAGGCAUGUAUGGCAGCCUGCCUAAACUGGUGGCUUCCAGAGAAGGCUUCCAGGGCUGUCUGGCAUCAGUGGAUCUCAACGGUCGCCUGCCUGAUCUCCUCAAUGACGCUUUGUUUCGCAGUGGGCAGAUUGAGCGUGGAUGCGAAGGUCCCAGCACCACCUGUCAGGAGGACUCCUGUGCCAACAUGGGUAUUUGCAUCCAGCAGUGGGAGAACUACACGUGUGACUGCUCCAUGACCUCCUACACUGGAACACAAUGCAACGACCCUGGGACGACGUACAUCUUUGGGAAAGGAGGAGGACUCAUUACAUUCAACUGGCCAACCAAUGAGAGACCGAGCACCAGGACAGACAGGCUGACGGUUGGUUUUAGCACUUCCCUGAAAGAUGGUAUCCUGGUCAGGAUUGACAGUGCAGCUGGUCUUGGGGACUAUCUCAUGUUGCACAUAUGUCAGUUGAAAGAUGGAGUUCACUACAAGCAACAAGGCAAAAUUGGAGUGACAUUCAACAUUGGCACAGUGGAUAUCAGUGUGCAGGAGAACAGUACGCCAGUGAAUGAUGGGAAGUAUCAUGUUGUUCGCUUCACCAGGAAUGGUGGCAAUGCUACGCUGCAGGUGGAUAACUGGUCGAUCAACGAACACUUCCCAUCAGGGAUCAGUGACAUUGAACGCUAUGCAGUGGCAAAUAAGAAAAUUCCUUUCAAAUACGCCAGACCAGUAGAAGAGUGGCUACAAGAGAAAGGACGGCAGCUAACAAUUUUUAACACUCAAGCAACAGUCGCUAUCGGUGGAAGUGACCGCUCCCGGCCUUUUCAGGGUCAGCUGUCUGGCCUUUAUUACAACGGCCUCAAAGUGUUGAACAUGGCUGCUGAGGGCCACCACAAAAUCAUAAUUAAUGGAAGUGUGAGGUUGGUAGGUGAUGUGCCUAGUGUGGCAGACUCAGCCAAGACCACCGCCUUGUCUCCAGAGAUGUCCACCACCUUCAUUGAGACUACCACCAUGAUGUCCACCACUACCACACGGAAACACAGAUCCCCCUCGACUGUACAGAAGCACACAGAAGACAUUGUGUCAUCUGCAGAGUGUUCGAGUGAUGACGAAGACCUGGAGGAGUGUGAAACUAGCCAUGCAGCACUCCCUACAGAGCCGGGCGUCAGGCGAGUUCCAGGGCCCUCGGAAGUGGUCCGUGAAUCUAGCAGCACCACCGGGAUGGUCAUCGGAAUAGUGGCGGCCGCUGCCCUCUGCAUCCUCAUCCUUCUGUAUGCCAUGUAUAAGUACAGGAACAGGGAUGAAGGCUCCUACCAAGUGGACGAGAGCAGAAACUACAUAACCAACUCAGCUGUGCAGAGCAACGGGGCUGUCAUGAAGGACAAACAGCAGAGCUUGAAAGGCAGCAACAAGAAACAGAAAAAUAAGGAUAAGGAGUAUUAUGUGUGACUGUGAGACUUUCGUGAACAUGAGAGAGUGAAGAAAGAAAGAAAGAAAGAAAGAAAUAAAGCACUGAGAGAACAUUUACUUAUCUGUUUCCUUGCGAGGAGCUAUGACAAAUGAUGGUAUAACAUGGAACUUGAAUAAUCUUAUACUGUGCUGAGUAGUUGAACUGAUGAUAUGUACUGUAAUAUAAAGCACACUUACUAUUGUAAGCAUAAAGACAAGGCUAAAUAGAAACUUUAGAGACCUUACUCUUCUAUCUGGUCAGAGACGUUAUCAGUAUAGAAUAUUUCACAACUACAUCAUUCUCCCAAGUGACUUUUAGAGCUAUGUGAUCCUUGGCAUUAAACAAAAAACUUUUUUGUAAAAUUCUUAAUUACAAAAGGCUCAUAAUCUUACACAUUUUCAGCAUGUAAGCAACAUGUAGUGCUUAACAAGAGGGGGUCAGGCACACCGUCAUUGUAAAAGUAAAAAAGGACUCUUGUUGUAUCAGAGUAUGACAAAUUUUUAUGGUUUAUACAUAAUACAGGUGUGGUGUCUAACUUAUUUUUGCUUUAAGCAAAAGGGAAAAAAAUGACAAAAAGACAGCAAGAAAAGAAAACUAUUUCUGUGUAUAAAAUGAUACCAAGUGAGUAAAUUGCUGACAGCAAUUCUCCUAAAAUCUGUUUUUGCUCUGGCAUCUGAUUCAUCUAAAUUAUUCUCAUUCUUCGACUGGCAGAGUGUCUCACUUUGUGGAAAGAAGUGGCUGGUUCUCUAGGUAAAAAGCAACUGAUUGUAAAAUGCAUGCCAUCCUAAUUCUACAGUAAAGUCCAGUACAGUAAAAGUCCAGUAUACAGUGUUUAACUUGGACCGACUUAUUUUAAUCAAGGCCAAACUGUUCUUCUUUAUCAGAUCAGAACUUAGCCCCUCUCCUCCUCCGAACCCCUCGGAAAUGUUAAGCAUUAAAAAAGCAUCUCUUAAAAAAAGGUCUAUCAUCGAUGCACAGCCGGAGGUGGUUUUAUCUUUUAGAAAACUGUAUGUUGGUUCAUUGCCUGUCGUUCUCUUUUUCUAUGAAGGUGUCAGGAGGAAGACAAAUGCAGUACUACAACACUGUUAACAAAUGUGUAUACAGAAAUAAAUCAAAUGUUGAAAGUGUGAAUUAUAUCUUCUGUCACAGUAAACUGUGUCAAAAAACAAGAAAUUUGUUUACAUAUUUUAUUACAUGCUAGCUGUUGUACUUUGUAGGUAGGAAAUUGUACAUAUACCAUGACAGUUGUAAUUUUUAGUACCUCUAUUGUACAGACUGAGCAUAUGGUUUAUCAGCGUAUUUCAUGACAGAAUCUAUUAACUGUUAAUUUACAUGGAGAAAAACUUUAAUCGGAAUGUGGAGAAUCAUAUUGAUAUUUCAUAAAGAAUAAAAAUGUAUUGUUAGCCUAGAGAUCUAACCAGAGAUGUUUCUAAAGUUGCAUGAAUAUUUAACUACUUGCAGUUGUCCAACAAAUACAAGGUGCCCUUCCUUCUGUAUCAUGGCUUUCUUGUUCUGGGUUACACUAGUGAUAUUUUCUUUUUGGAAGAGAAUAAAGUCAGAGUUAUUACAGAAAGACAACGAGGCUAUAAUGGAUGGGGUAGUUUAAAAGAGCUAAAAAUGGUAUAUUUUUGUUUUGUUUUUUAAGUGGGACUGGUCACCUCAAAUCAUUGUCUCGUCACAUUUUUUUUUAUCAUUUGUUAACAAUAUUUACCUGUCCAUUUACGUUUACAUUAUCUGCCAAGCGUCAUUUAAUGAUGUGGAGGUGCAGUCUUUUUCUUGCCUGAAAUUCACAUUUUUUGUGUUAUAAUUGUUACUUUUCAUAACUUUUUUUCAUCAGUUUGAUAACAAAUAAAACAUUCUCUUUUUCUCUGAAAUUAUACUGUAGUCUUUGGAUAAAUCCAGUUAUGCAAUUACUCAUGGUCAUACUGUACCAAAAUUAAUAUUUGCACUCAUUCUCACCAUAGAAUAAUUCA